Messenger RNA from Durio zibethinus, 3378 nucleotides. RefSeq lists its product as uncharacterized. Gene Ontology annotation, molecular function: ubiquitin protein ligase activity. The record is from RefSeq and is a predicted model, not a curated record. Gene Ontology annotation, biological process: positive regulation of ERAD pathway. NCBI's taxonomy places the organism in Eukaryota, Viridiplantae, Streptophyta, Magnoliopsida, Malvales, Malvaceae.
UUUACUUCUCUCUUCUGCCUCACUCUUCAAAUAUUUUCUUCUGCGCUGUCUCCUUCUGUCUGUUUGACUCUUCAGCCUCUGCUAUGAUGCGUUAUUAAUUAUUAAUUCUUCCUUUUCCAUUCCCACAUUCUUCUCUUUUUCGUUCAUUUCUCAAAAAAAAAAAGAAAAAAAGCUAUUUUGUUUCUGGGUUUUUUUUUUUGGCUGUGAAUUGAAGAUCAUACAGGAAUGGGAUUUUGACCGAGUUGUAAAUAACACAAGGGGAUUGUUUAUAAUUUUGGAGUUAGGAUCUUGUUAUGAUGAUGGAAACACCCACUCCCAUCUCUGGUCCUCCCUCACCAUCGCCUUCACCUUCUUCUUCUGUUGCUAGCACUACUAGAGGUGAUGCCAUUGAUUCUUCGAGAAGCUAUGGCAUUCAACUUCCAUCGCUAAACUCGAUCCAAUCACCCUUAUCCCUCCUACUGGAAUACUCUGGCAUUUUUUCCAAUCCCACCAUUAAUCAACCUCGUGGGGAUUUAGUCAACACUGAUUUACAACCUCCCGCUAGUCCUACAUCUGGUGCUGGGGAAGUUUCUAUUCAAAUCGUUGGGCCUGCCAGAGGCGAAGAAGUCAAUGCCCAAACCCCCAUGCCCCUCCAUGGAGUGGAGGAAGACGAUCCCCUUACCAGUAGAAGUACCAGUAACGAGGAAAGGAGUUCGAAUUCCUCUUACCAUUACGAUGUGCAGCGCAUUGCCAGGUGGUUUGAGCAUGUUCUUCCAUUUUCCUUGCUUUUGCUGCUUGUCUUCAUUCGUCAGCAUUUAAAAGGUUUCAUUGUCAUGAUAUGGGUUACGAUUGUUAUGUUCAAGUCAAAUGUUAUCCUUCAAAAGCAGACAGCAAUGAAGGGAGAGAGAAAGAAUGCAGUUUUAAUCACGUAUUCUGUACUUUUUAUGCUUCAUGUGAUUGGUGUUUAUUGGUGGUAUCAGAACAAUGAUAUUUUAUAUCCAUUGGUCAUGCUUCCUCCAAAGACAAUACCACCUUUCUGGCACGCAAUUUUCAUCAUUCUGAUCAAUGAUACAGUGGUGCGGCAGGCAGUGAUGGCAUUUAAGUGUGUACUACUCAUCUAUUAUAAAAACGGCAGAAGGCAUGACUUCCGCCGACAGGGUAAAGUGCUAACCCUGGUUGAAUAUACACUCCUAUUGUACCGAGCAUUGUUACCAACACCUGUUUGGUACCGGUUCUUCUUAAACAAAGACUAUGGAAGCCUUUUCUCUUCAUUGACUACAGGGCUGUAUUUAACGUUCAAGCUCACAUCUGUUAUUGAAAAGGUUCAAUCCUUCUAUGCUGCCCUAAAAGCAUUGUCGCAGAAGGAAGUUCAUUAUGGGUCGUAUGCCACAUUAGAACAGGUAAAUGAAGCAGGAGACCUCUGUGCCAUAUGCCAGGAGAAGAUGCAAGCACCAAUUUUGUUGCGCUGUAAACACAUAUUCUGUGAGGAUUGUGUCUCUGAAUGGUUUGAGAGAGAAAGGACUUGCCCACUGUGUAGAGCUGUGGUUAAAGCUGCAGAUCUACGAUCCUUUGGGGAUGGAUCAACGAGUUUGCUUUUCCAGUUGUUUUAAAAUUCAGAUUUUAGUUCCAUGUCAUAGCCUUAUCUUUUUGAGCUGUGCUCUCCUUCAGGUUUUGUCUUGUCUUUUAGAUUGGUAUACAGUGAGUGAAUUAUCUCGUCCUAGAUUGCUCAUAAUGGUUAUAGUAUAAGCCAGAUAGUAGAAACAGAUUAGCCGUAUGUGCAAUUCAUCCGUUCUGAGGUUAAUUGAAGCUGAGCUUUCGAAUGGAAGGGAGGAUUCUGACGUUGUAUUACAUUACUUUCUUAAAUUUAUCAUACUUGCCUUAUAAAUAAAAAAGGCAUAACAUUAUAUUUCAAUCAUGAAUGUAUAACUUCUUUGAACUCUCUCUCUCUCUUUCUCUCUCCGAAGUAAUGAGUUUUAUGCAUCUGAAUCAAGUGAACUAGGUCUCAGUUUAAGUUGGGCUGCUUUAGUAUAAAUAGAGAUCUUACUAUUAUCAAAAUGUUUAAUGCAUGAAUACUGUGGCUGUGCAUGCAUGAUUAAUUAUUGAAUUUACCAUUUCUGGUUCAGGCUUGUAUAGUGAUAUGACUCUCCGUUUUCUUCAUUAGCAGUUUGAUUUGAAUUUCAUGCUUAAGUACCCAUUUUCUUCCAUAAUCAACACGAGCAUUUUAAUCUGGUGCAGUUAUUUUCUGCCUUGUGGUCUUUGUUUAUUUAUGCAUAAAAUUUGCAUAGAGAAAGCAGUUGGUGAAAGAACAGAAUUAUUAUCGGGAUUUUAGUUUGGAUCGUAGUCAUGCAUCAAUGGUUUGUGGUCCCGUAAAAUUCCAAGUGUUCCCCCUAGUGGAGUGUUGCCAGUUGUUGGAAUAAAUUGCACAACUGGUGAAUUUCAUUAGACAUAUUGGUCUGGCAAACAAAAAAGGGUCAUAGUCUUGUAUGUGCAUGUUCUAAAUGUUGGUACUCAGGCCGACAUAUUCAUUCCCGGUUGCUCAACUCUCGACUCUCAACCAUAACAUUCACCAAUCAUAUUUUGCAUUCUUAUUCUUUACACGUAUACAUCUUGUUUGUUUUCACAUGUACAAUCCAAUGGAGAGUGAGAUUUUUACUGUUUUGUGUACCUUGACUGCUUCAUUAUCUUCUGUUUUUUCUUUUCUUGAAGACUGAGAUUUUUUUCCAAAAGCAUUUGAUCUGUUUCAUCCCGCAAAGCACAAACAUUAAUCGCAGCAGAAACAAUCACCAUCACUGGCUAAAACUCUUUUAAUGCUUGUGGAUUUUUGCGGUUGCAGUGGUUCCUUCUCUCCAUUUAUCAAAACCUAGCACAAUUGAGAUUUGAGAUAGGAAAAGAAGAGUAUUUCCCUGUUAACCGAAGGGAUCAUCAUUGUACAUGGAUAUACAAGAUAGUGACGUUUUAUUCAGUCCGUAUCUGUUUUCCCAUGGCCGGUUGUCCCACUUUCCUCCCUCAGCUAGCUCCAUCUCCUACCAUUCCACAAUAAGCCGCGGGCCCAGUGAUGAAUGGCUAAAGUUGGAGGAGUCAGGAUGAGUAUUGAUCAAUAUAUGGGCAUAUAAAUGUCAAGAAUUUUAUAGCAAAGGGAAUGGAUGCUUGAUAGCUGAUUAUUGAUUAAUUGCCUCUCGAGUCUCGACCAUAUAUAACAAUAAAAUAGAAAAUUCACACAUGAAUUUCCGAUUGAGUUCCACCUUAAUCAAGGCUGUUUCAAGGACCCAAUUGCAGGAUUUGCACAGGUUGAUGCCUUGCCUUAGAAAAGUUCCUUUUAGCAUCAAUGGGGGUGAUGAGUGAUGAUGAUGGCAAAUAAGACUAGCUAGAGUGGUCUCCACUAGGGCACUCUCUGUGAUG